AUGGGUGGACCAUCCAAUAAGUUCGGUUUCUGUGCAGCUUUCGAAGUAUUGCUUUUGCAGACAUCAUUAUCUCUCUUUAGUCCCGAGAAACGAGCAAUGCGCAAUGCGUUGGUACGUUUUGGUCGUGCUGGAGGCGGUAUGCGAAAUGCACUAGUCAGGUUUGGAAAAAGGUCAUCUGUUGAUGACGAUUAUGACCAACGUAAACGCAAUGGCGCUCCACAGCCAUUUGUACGAUUCGGACGAUCAGGACAGCUAGAUCACAUGCAUGAUAUCUUGUCGACGCUACAAAAACUGGAGAUGGCAAACUACUACUGA
Messenger RNA from Angiostrongylus costaricensis, 315 nucleotides. Lineage: Eukaryota; Metazoa; Nematoda; Chromadorea; Rhabditida; Metastrongylidae. The record is from the annotation of a GenBank genome assembly.